AUGGCUUUGGAUGACCAAAGGUUCAAAGACCAUUGCCUGAUCAUCGUGGGCAAUGGCGGCAAAGCAGAUGAAGUGCUUGCCAAGAGACGCCUAGCAGCCGGAGGCCGUCUGGCUCAUUUCUUGACGCGCCCAGAUGAUCCCCGGGUUACAUUUUCCGCCUCGGCGGAUGGCUUGGAGUACGACUUCUUCACUUGGCAGCCGCCCAAAGGCACAAUGGGCAUCUCCAGCUUCGCUCGGAAGCUCCAGGGCAAGCCUCGGACGUUUUGGACCAAGACAGGGCCAGAUGGCAUUGAGCUUUCCGAAAAUCAUCACUUGACCAUUCGCUAUGGCAUCACGGGCAAUCCGAGGCAUGUGACUUUGACAGAUGAGACGGGCAACAUUUUGGUGGAGAUGUCUGGACAUGUGGUGGUGGAUGCAGACAUGUUGAUCGCUGAGACUCUCCAAGUUGAUGUACACAAUACCGAACUGAAUGCCUUUGGAACCUUCUCGAAGCGUUUUGUGGUACUUGCGUUGCUCUUCCAAAUCUCCUUAUCCAUCAACUUUGAGCUGCGGGCAGCUCAAACAGAGGCGGAUGGUGGUUCGGAUGGUCAGGUCCCUUGGUUUCGCAAUUUGUUGGCGGCAUUGAAUUGGUGCCUCACCGGAAACAUCAUCUGUUGCGAGAUGACCAGCCUUGCUUUCGCAGGGACCCGGGCAAGCAUCAACAUCCAUGCGGUGGGGAAUCUAGCUGCGACAGUUGCCAUCAUGGCGGUGUCCCCUCUCCAACUGUCGGAGUUCGUCCUUUGCGUGGUGGGAGUCACGGCCAUGAUUUUGGUGACCCUCCCGGUCCACUACUACAACACCAUUGGCGUCAACCCCAACCGACGCUUUCUCCCUCACUUGCUCUGGACGAUAGCGCAGAUUUCUGGAACCGUGGGAUGCUUCGUGUUGUUCGGGUUGAUUGCGCAAGUCUAUGCCACCUUGCUUGCAAGUGGUCAGUCUCUUGCUGCCACAUUCUUUUUGCCAUUUGGGACCGCCUUUGCCGAGACCGGCAUGGUGAUUUUCACGCGGCUCAUGUACAACCGCUUUGUCCACUCAAACAAAAGUGACCCAGAGGGGCCAUUGGUGGGUGACCAGCUUUACAUUCCAGCACCAUGCUUGAUCAUGUCCGCCCAUGCCUUUGCGGAAGGAUGUCGUUUGACUGCCACCUUAUCCGGCGUCAUCCAAAGCGGCGGCUGGAACUGGAUCCCAACCUCCCUGCUGAGCGUGGCUUUGAACCUUUCUGCACGUCUUGGUUGGUCACGCUUUAUGCUGAUCCAGCUGGGCAAGAAGCUCUGCAGUGGGCCCAAAGCCAUGGCAAUCUUUGCGCCCACGGGCUGGAGCAAAUACCACGAUGAGUUGAAAAUCUAUGCUGGCUACUUUCGCUUUGCAGCCAUCACCUCUCUGUUUGUUGCCAGGCUCGUUUCCUACGGUGCAUUCCAAGAAGGUCCAACGUUUCCAUCCUUCAACCUUUCGGCUCUGUGGGUCCUGAUUUUCCUCCUUGUUGGGGAAGUCAUCGAGGAUGAGGUGGUAACCCGGGAGUCAGUGAAUCCUGCUGGUCCUGGCCUCUUGAAAGUCAAUGCCAAUGGAGACAAUGCUGAUCCAACGCAGCUGAUUUCAUUGGAGCACUUGCCGAAUGUUCAGCAAGGUGACCCCUGGAGAAUGUCGGAAUUGGAGAAGUCGGGCAAACUCUCUCUGAAGAGGACCUCAACACUUGAGUCCGUACCAUCCGUAGCAGAUCUGACCACACCUGUGCAGUCUACCAGUCCCACAACCACGACAUGUGUUCCCCAGAAAGUUGUCUCGUUGGGCAAUUCAGAGACAGAUGCAUGGUCUCGGCUGCGGAAGUGGUUUGGGCAGCCCAGAUCCUUGAACUCAUCACCUGCACUUCAUGGUCUGCGAGAACUUCCUUUUGCUGUCCAACUAAGCUUUGUGGGCAUCGUAGCCGAAUUCACGCUGGGCCUCCUUGCUUUGUUGGUGGGUGCAGGCUACUUGCGUGGUACGUGUGAAAAUGUUUUGGUGGGCAUGGACCGGGUUCUGGGUUUGGUCUAUUGGGAGCUGCCAUUGCCAUGCUGAACGACAGAUGAUGGACGAGAUUUUGGCCUGGUCAAUCGGAGGUUGUUAAUGCCACGCUGAGCCGAAUGUUACCGCGCUCGGUGUUUGAUUUUACCUUAGCGUUGUGUAUGCCCGCUGUUAAACAUGCUGGAACGGCAUUCACUGACUACGCGUAUCUCGUACUUAUUAUUGGUGGCCUUCUCAGCUGUUUAACAGUUUAGGCGAGGUGCUGAGGUGCAGGGCAGUGUGGUGCCAAAGGCACUCCACAACUGUCCUGUCGUGUCCGUAAGACAUGUAGCCUUCUUAGCUGUUUGGGUGAUACCCGUGCUGCAGCAGGUUCAUUUCAAUCCAUAGCUGCAAGAUUCAGCUGCCGCUGCUUGACACUUUGAAGAACUAUAGAAAUCAUUGGCUCUUGAAUCCUUUAAUAAUGGUCUGCGAAAGAACCAAA
Molecule: messenger RNA, 2518 nt
Organism: Cladocopium goreaui
Lineage: Eukaryota; Dinophyceae; Suessiales; Symbiodiniaceae
Source: the annotation of a GenBank genome assembly